Messenger RNA from Tricharina praecox, 1222 nucleotides. RefSeq names its product endoplasmic reticulum vesicle transporter-domain-containing protein. Gene Ontology annotation, cellular component: COPII-coated ER to Golgi transport vesicle; Golgi membrane; endoplasmic reticulum membrane. Gene Ontology annotation, biological process: retrograde vesicle-mediated transport, Golgi to endoplasmic reticulum; endoplasmic reticulum to Golgi vesicle-mediated transport. The record is from RefSeq and is a predicted model, not a curated record. The coding region runs from base 70 to 1140 and encodes 356 amino acids. NCBI's taxonomy places the organism in Eukaryota, Fungi, Ascomycota, Pezizomycetes, Pezizales, Pyronemataceae. The transcript has 2 exons.
ACAACCACAACCACAACCACAACCACAACCACAACCAAUGCACCAUACGCUCCUCCAGCAGAAGCAGCGAUGAGCAGUAAUACCCUCAACGACGAAUUCUUCGGCGGCGAGAAGGCCAGCGGCCUGCAGACGUUCGAUGCAUUCCCCAAAACCCGCCAAACCUACCGCGUCCCCUCCUCGCGCGGCGGGGCACUGACGGUGGUGCUCUCGCUGCUGUGCAUCUACCUGACAUGGCACGAGCUUUUGCAGCACCUGGACGGGACCGAGACGCAGUCGUUCGGCGUCGAGCACACGAUCGGCCACAGCAUGCAGAUCAACCUCGACAUCACGGUGGCAAUGGCGUGCGACGCGCUGCACAUUAACGUGCAGGACGCCGCGCUCGACCGUGUCCUCGCCGGGGAGAUCCUUAAGAAGGAGAGCACGUCGUUUGACGACACCAGCGCUCACCGCCUCGUCGCUAUUGGCGACCGCCCGGAUCAUGUAUACGACGUGAUGGCGAGAGCGAAGAAGUCGAAGUUUGGGAAGAGCAGGCGCCGCCCCGCCGCUUGGCUGUCGAGGGAGGACCGCAGCAGCUGCAGGAUUUACGGCAGCAUGGAUGUCAACCGUGUGCGCGGCGACUUCCAUAUCACGGCGAAGGGCCACGGGUACGAGACGGCGGGUGGGCAUAUCGACCACAACACGUUCAACUUCUCGCACGUGGUCAAUGAGCUCAGCUUCGGCGAGCUGUAUCCGAAGCUGAUCAAUCCGCUCGACGAUGUCACGGCGACGACGGAUGAGCGCUUCUUCAAGUUUCAGUACUUCCUCACGAUCGUCCCCACCGAGUAUUACUCCGAGACAAACGGAAGGAGCCUCCUGACGAAUCAGUAUGCUGUCACCGAGAUGAGCAGGCCCGUCUCCCACUACCGUGUCCCAGGCAUCUUCUUCAAGUACGAUAUCGAGCCGCUGAGUCUCGUGGUCACUGAGCAUCGCACGCCGUUCCUGAGGUUCCUGAUCAGGAUCAUCAAUAUCAUUGGCGGUGUCCUCGUCAGUGGUAAUUGGGUCUACAAGCUGGUGGAUCUGUUUGCCGAGUACUUUAGGAAGAAGAAGAGGAGUAUGGAUGGGAUGAUCAAUGGCAGGCUGGGGGGAUCGCAUAAGGAUUGAGGGGAGGUGAUGGCAGGAGGAGGAGGAGGGGGAGGAGGAGGAGGAGAUACCAUGUAGCAUAUGCGAGGUGUGUACGGAAGGG